AUGGCGGUCUAUUCUCUCUCAGUCUCGAGGCGAAACGCAGCCGUCUCUUAUUUAAGCAUGGCCGUUCAGUUUGCCUUCACGCUAGGUCUCCAUCGCGGAGAACAGACACAGGUAAUAUUUCCCCUCGAGGAACAGAUUGUCCGGCGGAGGGUAUGGAGAAGUCUAUUCGUUCUUGACCGUUUUCUUGCGGCGGCUCUUGGCCGGCCGGUAUUGAUAUCAGACGAAGAUUGCUCCUCCGACUCCCUCCGUUCACUUUCAGAACAGCCCAACCGUUUAUCCGAAAACGACCGAAGUAUGAACAUUGCAGUGGACAUCUCGAUGCUCAUCGGCCGUAUCCUGAAAACCGUUUAUGCCAGGAGAAGGGUGUCGACAAAACUUGCUCACGAGUUUGCUCUCGACUGCCAAAAGUUAGACAAGCAGCUUCAGGGAGAAUUCCACUGGAGGAGAGCUGUUGAUCCGUCGACGCCCAUUAUUGAAGCUACGGCCGUCCUUCACCUCAAUCUAUAUCGUUAUCACGCCGUCCUCUUGUACACAAGACCUUUUUUCCUCUAUCUCUUGAAGAACUUUCAAGUCGACAAGGUGCCUCCGACUCGAUUUAGCCCGAGGAUGCAGAGGUUCUCUCAGACCUGCGUGAAGGCUGCCGAACACACCAUCACGAUUGUUUAUGGAGCUCUUAGGGCUGGCUACCUACCACAGAGGAACCCGUUUGUUACGCAUUUUCUUUUGCGGCCUCCCUGGUAA
Messenger RNA from Parascedosporium putredinis, 741 nucleotides. NCBI's taxonomy places the organism in Eukaryota, Fungi, Ascomycota, Sordariomycetes, Microascales, Microascaceae. The record is from the annotation of a GenBank genome assembly.